GGGAGCUGUACCUGCUGCGCCUGUGCAAGGCUUUCUUGAGGGGCAAAGGCAUUGAACUGUAUCAGGAGUGGUGGCAGGAACACAUCUCCACCCUUGCUCAGUUGCAGUGGAUUCCCAGCUACUCACAGGACAGCUGCAGACUAAAAAAUGGCAUUUCAGAAGGCAGUGAAAGGAACUGCUCUCAUUGGAGGAGGUGCCAUAGCAACAGUUUUUGGCCUCUCUCAAUUUUCUCAGUAUAGAAACAAACACGGUACCCUUGUGAAUGUUCAGGCUGCAGAAGCUGUGCCUGUUCCAAUGAAGAGUCAUCUCCCCACAAGAGAGCAACAAAUUUUGACACUGCAGACCACAAGUGAAUUUGAUGUCCUUGUUAUAGGCGGAGGAGCAACAGGAUGUGGCUGUGCUUUAGAUGCAGUCACUAGAGGACUAAAAACAGCCCUUCUAGAAAGAGAUGAUUUCUCAUCAGGGACCAGCAGCAGGAGUACUAAAUUGAUCCAUGGUGGAGUGAGAUAUCUUCAGAAGGCCAUCAUGAAGUUGGAUUUUGAGCAGUACAAGAUGGUGAAAGAAGCACUUGAGGAGCGUGCAAAUCUGCUUGAAAUAGCUCCUCACCUGUCAUCUCCUUUGCCAAUAAUGCUGCCUGUUUACAAAUGGUGGCAGUUGCCAUACUACUGGUUUGGAAUAAAAUUAUAUGACCUCGUAGCAGGAAGUCAGUGUCUGAAAAGUAGUUAUGUCCUUAGCAAGUCAAGAGCCUUGGAGCAUUUCCCAAUGCUACGCAAAGAUGAGCUUGUCGGAGCUAUUGUCUACUAUGAUGGACAGCACAAUGACGCGCGGAUGAACCUCGCCAUCGCCCUCACUGCUGCCAGGUACGGCGCUGCCACCGCCAAUUACACUGAAGUGCUGCGCUUGCUCAAGACGACAGACCCAGCCAGCGGGAAGGAGCGUGUGUGUGGUGUGCGCUGCAGGGACGUCCUAACAGGGCAGGAAUUUGAUGUCAAAGCCAAAUGUGUUAUCAAUGCUACGGGACCUUUCACAGACUCUGUGCGCAAAAUGGAUGAUCAGGAAGUACCAAACAUCUGUCAGCCAAGUGCAGGCGUGCAUAUUGUCAUGCCUGGUUAUUACAGCCCUGAUCAUAUGGGUCUGCUUGACCCAGCCACCAGCGAUGGCAGAGUGAUUUUCUUCCUGCCGUGGGAGAAGAUGACUAUUGCAGGGACCACGGAUAGCCCGACCGAUGUUACUUCCCAUCCAAUACCAACAGAGGAAGAUAUAAAUUUCAUUUUGAAUGAAGUACGCAACUACCUUAGUGCUGAUGUUGAAGUGAGAAGAGGAGACGUACUGGCAGCAUGGAGUGGCAUUCGUCCUCUGGUCACAGACCCCAACUCCAAAGACACACAGUCGAUAUGCCGGAAUCAUGUUGUUGCCAUUAGUAAUAGUGGCCUUGUCACAAUAGCAGGUGGGAAGUGGACAACCUACCGUGCCAUGGCGAAGGACGCCAUUGAUGCAGCUGUUGAGGCACACAAUUUGAAGGCAGGUUCCAGUAAAACUCUUGGACUGCAGCUGCAAGGGGCUGAGGACUGGAGUCCCACUCUCUACAUUAGGUUGGUCCAAGACUAUGGACUUGAAAGUGAGGUGGCUCAGCAUCUAGCUUCGACAUAUGGCGACAAGGCUUUUGAGGUCGCCAAAAUAGCCCAAGUUACAGGAAAGAGAUGGCCUAUUGUUGGAAAGCGUCUUGUGUCUGAAUUUCCUUAUAUUGAAGCUGAGGUUGUCUAUGGUGUCAAAGAGUAUGCUCGCACAGCAGUGGAUAUGGUUUCCCGACGUACUCGCUUGGCCUUUCUGAAUGUGCAGGCUGCAGAGGAAGCCCUGCCAAGAAUCGUAGAUAUAAUGGGAAAAGAACUUAACUGGAGUGAGCAGAAAAAAAAGGAGGAACUUGAAGCUGCUAAGAAAUUUCUCUAUUAUGAAAUGGGCUACAAAGUAAAAUCAGAUCAAUUAAGAGACAGCUCUGAAAUCAGUCUAGUGCCUUCAGAUAUUGAGAGAUACAAGAAGCGAUUCCGCAUGUUUGACAAGGACAAGAAAGGAUUUAUUACUAUACUGGAUGUGCAGCGUGUCUUGGAGAGCAUCAGUGUGCAAAUUGCUGAAAAUACUCUUCAUGAUAUUCUAAAUGAAGUGGAUCUGAACAAAAAUGGACAGGUUGAGCUCAAUGAGUUUCUGCAGCUCAUGAGUGCUAUUCAGAAGGGCUACGUGUCUGGAAGCCGGCUGGCUGUGCUCAUGAAGACUGCCGAGGAGAAUCUGCAUCGGCGUGUGGGGAUUCCAGUGGACCGGAGCGGUGGUGGACUGUGAGUUCAAACGCAACGUCUGCUCACAGCCAUGGCUAAUGGAGAUGCAUCUCUGCUAAAAAACAUUCCAGUGUUUCUGACUGGCCUUGCUUGUUCCAGAUGACUGGCGUCUGUCCAUGGGUGUAGCUCUUACAAAAAUAUAUUGGUGCGUUUGUUUUCCUUAUUAUUAAUGGUUUUCUGUGCAGCUCUUAAUACUCCAGUAUGUGGCCUUUUGGAUUGGGUAUUCUUUAGACACAGGAGUUCAUUAACAAGAGUUCAGGAAUACAGGUUAGAAAGAUUUGGGUGCACACACAAGUGCAUGUGCACAUACUGCCUCAUUCAUUAACUUCUAUAUCACCUUUACCUUCAGAGAAAACAAUGCUCAGAAAGUGCAUCCUGCCUUUAAAUGCAUUGCAUUGAGUUUUGUGAAUACACAUUUAGUGUUUAAAAGUUGUUGAUCUCUGCUGAUCAAAAGUGAGACAGGGAAAGCUGGUGAUCUGGAUUGGAGAUAAUAACACAAAAGGAUCAAGACUGACACUUCCUGAGGCAGCAGUUGCGAAGAACUAUUGUGAGGUUCUGUACGUGGCUGGUUUUGCUCUUCCAAGUGCUGUUAUUUCAGUGGUACCAGUACUUGGCCAGACAAAAAUACUGGCAGUAUGAAGCUGGAAAACUACAAGACAUCUUGAUUAAUCACCCAAGCUAAUAAUUUAUUUAAAAGCAUGGGGACAGCUUUCCUUUCUCCCAUAUUAAUAAAAAUAGGCUUCCUUUAAUAAAUAGCGUAGUCUAACAGGUGUUGGUUUAUGCUGUAAAAGGCUUCAUAUUGUUUUCAGUUUUGGACAAACCCUGAUGAUCUGUAGAAUAUGGCAGGUUUCAAUAGCAUGAUGGUCUUAAUUCUUCAUUUAAAAAUGCUCAAACACAGAGUGAAACAAUCAAACUUGUUUUGCAUUACACUAAAUCGUCUGUAAAAGUGAAAGGGCUAUUUUUCAGCAGAUAAAUUGGGGGGGAGGAGGAGGGGGAAAUAAGAUCAUCACUUGAGCUGUUUUCAGUGGUGUUGUGUCUGUCUGUUUGCCUUUCUGUUGUUGGAUCGACUAGGGUCAAGAUCAGGUGGAAGACUCCUGCCUGAUGUAGAACAAGGAAGGGAAAAACACAAGAAUGGUUUAUUGAUGAAUUUGUCCUUCUGUUGUGUUUUUUAAGUACCAAUUUACAACUUAAAGCUGCAGUUCUGAGGUGUUAGGUUCUCUACUUCUGUAAAAUCUAAUCUAUUUUAACCAGUGUCACCACUUUCACUAAUGGAAAAUAACAGUACAGGACUGAACAGCAAGGAUUGCUUUGAUAUUUUGAAGGGGAAGACGAUUAUAUACACAAAAUGGAGAUGCUGAGGAGUGUUCAUAUGGCGCGUACUAAGUGCUGAGGUUGUGUUUGGCUGGAGAGGCAGUCCUUUAAAAAAAAUUAUAAAUUCAGGUGCUAAAAAUGGUAGAUAAAAGAAAAAAAAAAGGGCAAGCCUCAUUUAAAAUUCAGUAAAUGGUUAUAUUUCUGCCCAAUUUGUAAAAUCUGGAGUGAAGGAGACAGUCUUCGAUAAAAUGCCUUUCAGAUGGUUUUUGCACAUUAGAUUUUUCUUUGACCCUGCCUUUUACCAAAAUGAUGGUGUUAUUCGCAGUUGUGGCUUUUUUGCUUAGAGUCCUGUGCUGGCAAGGCAUGGUCUGGGUGACUGAGGACUUAGCAUGUUUGGUAAUGUAAGAAUUAUUUUAUGGACAAAGGGUUUUGUUUCUGUGGUCCUGCAAACUUUUCUCUUUUGAAUUAUGUUCCAGUAUAUUCAGGUGAAGUAUGUAAUGUUGUGCACAGCGUCAUAUCGGCAAACCCCUCUUCAGAUGAAAAGAGAGCAACAAAUUUUACAUACCCUGUAGAACUGGGGAGAAUGAAUGUAGGAUACACAGGUUGUUUGGGUUCAGUGAGGAAGGUCAGGACGGAAGGGGCUUAGGAUUCUGCUACUAACAAUAAGGAGAAAACAAAGAAGAAAACAUAAGUAAGGAGACCUCUUCCAGGCCACAUAAAGUAAAAUAUCUGCAGCAUUUACAAAGAAAAAUUCUCCUUUAUCAGUGGCACUGUUAAGAAUCAAUAAUAAAAGUUUACCUGUGAAGCCAGGACUUUCUGCUUUGCACCCAAAGUAUGCUCCUUGUUCUCUUGUUUUGGUAAUGCAUACAGGAUGAGGCUGUGGGAUUUUUCUGGCUAAAUGUGUGUCCUCCGAUAGGAAUUUGCUUUGCAUCUUAGGCACUUUAUUGUCAUGCUUCUCUUCUCUUUGUAUGCCAUAGCAAGAUCUUGUAUGACCACCCUGUGUAAAGAUUGCAUGUGUUACUUAAAACAGCUAAAUCUGUACUUGGAAAAAUCUAGAAAUAUUUAUUUAUCACCUCA
Molecule: messenger RNA, 4715 nt
Organism: Pezoporus occidentalis (night parrot)
Lineage: Eukaryota; Metazoa; Chordata; Aves; Psittaciformes; Psittacidae
Gene: GPD2
Product: glycerol-3-phosphate dehydrogenase 2
Exons: 17
Coding region: 148-2331 (727 amino acids)
Biological process (GO): glycerol-3-phosphate metabolic process
Cellular component (GO): glycerol-3-phosphate dehydrogenase (FAD) complex; mitochondrion
Molecular function (GO): calcium ion binding; glycerol-3-phosphate dehydrogenase (quinone) activity
Source: RefSeq, a predicted model, not a curated record